Messenger RNA from Ambispora gerdemannii, 579 nucleotides. The record is from the annotation of a GenBank genome assembly. NCBI's taxonomy places the organism in Eukaryota, Fungi, Glomeromycota, Glomeromycetes, Archaeosporales, Ambisporaceae.
AUGAGUCAGAUUAGCAGUGAAUCAGAUAAUGACCUUCAGAUUGAAAACUCGUCUUUAGAGAGUACUCCUUUCGCAAGUCCACAAUUAGGAAAUCCCGAGGACUAUCCACUUCGUCAGCAACUACUAAAGACAUUUGCGUUAUAUAUUCUAAAAGAUAGUUCGCCGAAAUUGUUAUCAGAUUCAAACCUCUUUCCUGAAACACAGAUGAACCAGCCACCAUAUAUUCCAUUAUUUACUCGGUCAAAGACUGAUAUGGCCACGCAAACAAUCAAACCCGCCAGUGAUUCAUCACCCGAAGAUAACCCUCCUACAAGGCUCCGUCAACAUCAACCUCGCAGGACACUCCAUCGGAAGAAGACGUCGAUUUCAUCCCUCUAUAACAAGAUUUCAACCGACGAAGCACAUAAUGAUGGCAUGAGCCAAGCUGUCAUUAAAUCAUAUUUCGAUUUUGGAGAAGGUUUAUUACUACGUUAUAAAUACCAUAGGAAAACUAAUCGAAAGCGCAAAUCUCUGAUCCUAGUUAACAAUGAACUCAAGUCAGAUCGCGCUGAUUUUCGGUGUGGGCCAGGUGCUAAUUAA